This is a messenger RNA of Triticum aestivum (bread wheat), 4200 nucleotides long. RefSeq lists its product as uncharacterized. Bases 1652 to 2704 code for a protein of 350 amino acids. Gene Ontology annotation, molecular function: DNA binding. Gene Ontology annotation, biological process: regulation of DNA-templated transcription. NCBI's taxonomy places the organism in Eukaryota, Viridiplantae, Streptophyta, Magnoliopsida, Poales, Poaceae. The record is from RefSeq and is a predicted model, not a curated record. The transcript is spliced from 4 exons.
ACACAAAAAAAACUUGAACCACACACACAUCACCCACUCCUCUUUGCCCACCCAUCUCACCUUCUCCCCGGUUGCUCAAAAAAAAAAUCCCCUUUCCCCACACGCCGCCGCGGCUUGCUCUGCCCGCCCUCUCCGCCGCCGUCUCUCUGCCAGCCCCAGCCCCAGCCCCCGCCUUGCUCCCUCUCCGCGCUCUCCACCCCUGACGACCAGCGCGGCCGCUCGUGUCGACCGCGUUGUCGCUCCCCCCUCACCUAGCACUGCCGCCGCUCCGGUGGGGGAAGGUCCAGGCCGGCGUGGCGGCGCGUCACGGAGCCACCCCCAAACGCCCUGCAGCUUGCAGCUAGCCACCACCUGUGUCGGAGCGUUGGAUGCCUGAAAGAACAGGACAUGGCUGAUUUUACGGAGCGGCAUUGUUCCACUGAAUGUGUUAAGAUUUGCGAGGCACUGAACUGAAAGGCCUAGUCGGUCGUGGACCAGAACCUGUUCCUGCCGUGAUUGUCGGUCUCAUAGAGAAGAAGUGUGCGGAGAAAUGUUUGAAUCUGAUCAUUUCAUCCUCAUACUGAACACUUUUAAUUUCCGCCAUGAAUUUGCUAUUUCCUACCAGAAAGAUAAUUUCCUUUUCUUCUUGGCUUUUGCAGGCUCCGUAAUUUUGGGAAAAAUAAAUUUAGUGACCCAAGUGUGCUGCUUUCUAUUCUGACCAAUUUGGGAGGGGAAUGUCACAUUGGAUGCCUGAAGGAACAGGGAUGUACAUGUACUGCUACUGCGCCGUAUUGACUGUGGGGUAAGCUUUUUUUCUUCCUCACUCCGCCUGGCUUGAGAUCGACCAUGUAUGUAGGUACCAUCAUAUGUUCUAGCAUAAAUGAUCUGGGGUGGCCUCGGCGAGAGACGCCAAUAAUCCCAUCGCUAGGUGCUGGGAUCCAGGGGGCACCGUCAAGGAGCAAAGUCCUAAGAUCGACCACUCUGAGUUUUGCGCACCCCAUGGCCCCCUCCGGCCCAGUCUCCAUUGACCAUAGGGUUAGAUCGGCUGUCUUGCGCCGCCAUGAGACACCCCUUGCCCGCGACCGGCUUCUUCAACACUGACAAGCGGAGCGCGCCAAGUUGGCACUCCACGAUCCCACCAACGUCGAAGUAGAGUGCAUCGCCCACAAGGACGCUAAGGCGCGGCCAAGCUAAAAGGGCACUUGUCAUCGUGGUGAUGAAGAGAGGCGAGCUCGGUCCACGCGCGAGUCUCCGACAAUUACAUCCAUACGGAAGUCACUGUUCCCGGCAGAAUGGUGGACACGGCGACCAGAUGGAAAUGGCCCUCCUUGGCAACCGUGGUGGUCACAGCCUGGCGCGGCACAGAGCACCGCCGCGUUGAAGCUGACCUGCAUGUUGGACAAGUGGUGGAGUCUGAAGGAAAUAGAGUUGAGUCUUCAGUUAUUCCCCCUGUUCCCCAAUUCUCCCUCCGCCUCCAAAUUCCCGGCCUGAAGGAAACAGGGGCAACGGCAACGGCAACCAACCACAGCAAGAGCAGCACCGCCUCCAAAUUCCGGGCCUUCAAAUACCCCUCUCCCUCCCUCUCCGCCGCCCAAACCCAACUCCAAAAAUCUCCCAACAUCACAUCAGAGGGAUCGAUCAAAAAAGAAAGAUCGAUCAAGAAGGGAAGAAGAUGGCCUCAAUCGGCAACGGCAAGCCCGAUGCCCAGGGCCAGGAGCGCCAGGCGGCGAGGCUCCUGCCGCCGGCCGAGGUGCCGCCUCCGCACACGGACGCGGGCCUCGUGGUGCUGUUCGACCUCCUACGACGACGGGUCGACGGAUUCCCCACCUGGAUGCUCCCCGCCUACCUCGUCCACGGAGUCGACGUCUACGGCCACCACCCGCAGGAUCUGCUGCGGCGCCAUCCGCCGGCGACAUCGCCCGACGGCAAGCGUGCCUCCUACUUCGUGAACCUGGUACGCCCCCUCACCGCGACGGAUGCAAGAAGAAGCAGGGUCGUGCCGGGGGGGUUCUGGAAGUCGGAGCGCGCCCCCGUCCCCGUCGAAGCCGCCCCCGACAAGAUGAUCGGAACCAAGCAGGCCUUCUCUUUCAUCUCCAAGGAGGCGGAGCACAAGGGUGGACCCCGCGGCGGGUUCAUCAUGCACGAGCUCCUUCUCCCCGGCCAGGCAGGACGCCUCGCCGGCGGGGACGAGCUGGCGCUCUCAAAGGUCUACCCGUCUCCGCGCGUCGCCACCAAGAAGAGGUCCAGGUCCCAGGGACAGGGACCGACCGCCAGCGCAACAAGGACCGCGGCCGCCUCCUCUGCUCCAGCGCCGACGUCUUCGCCGCCGCUGCUCCAGCGCUCCUGCGACGUCUUCAGCAGCGCAAGAAGCAGCAGCGCCGUCUCCUCUCCGCCUCCUUCCCUGGAGCCGCCGGCCUCCUCUGCUCCGCCUUCCCUGGAGGCCUCGUCUCUCGGGCCGGCAUCCUCUGCGCCGGGGCCGGCAUCCUCUUCUCCGCCCCCCAUCCAGGGAUCGUCUCCACGGCACCGGCAGGGUGCCGCCAAGAGGGUGCUCCUCCUGGAGGUGGGCGACUCCCCCCCGAGGGAAGGCCACAACAUUUCGUGCCACCAGGUCUACCGCGCCAUGGAGGUUCUUGGACCCGGGAGGCGUGUCCCCAUCGACUGCGCUGACCUCUUCCUGCUUGACAGCGGGAAGGGGAAGAGGCAGCGGACGGCUGCAGAGUUUUGAGAAAACUCUGUCGCCCCGCCAUGGGCAAAUCUAAACUCUGUUGCUGUGUAACAUUCAGACAAAAAAUUUGAUAGGAAACUUUAGCUGUGAUUCAGUCGUUUUUUGAGAUUCAGUAGUUGCUUUGUUAGAACUUAAUUGAUUGAAAUCCGGCUUAAUCAGUGGCGAUGAUGUUAAAACUUUGGUUUUCUUCUCAAAACAUUCGCUGUUGCCGACUGAAAAUGUGCCUCUGGUGGAAGGUUUGAUGUUAAACUUUGGUUUGAGAGUUCCCAAUGUUUGCAUUUUUCUCCAAAGUUGCUUUGCUUGGAGAAUCAUUACCUUUUGUUAGAUCAUGUUGUUUAGUUUUUGGUUAUGCAUGCUUUGUUGUUAGCUCAAUUUCAGAAAUGCAACUUCCUUGGUUAAUUCAGUCUGUACAUGAAUGCUGGUUAUGUAUUUGUUUCUCCCUUAUUUGUUCUGAGAAGGAGAAUCUGUUUUGAGGUCCAUGUCUUUUUGAAUUUUUGAAAUAGUAAUCGAAAUUUUGAAAUUGAAACAUGGUUGAUAGAGCACAUUCAUAUUAUCUUCAUGAGAUAUAAAUGCCAACUUGCAUUUAUGUACAGACCAAAGACUUUUGGAGGGAGGCACAAAUUCUUUCAAAGUUGCAUCAUCCAAAUGUUGUUGCUUUCUAGGGUGUGGUUCUUGAAUUGAUGGAUCUGGAGGAAAUUAGCAACUGUAUAAUAGGAACAGAACAGUAUCUUACUAUUUUCCCCUUCAAUUUGAAAAAUAGACCAGUCUGUCUUUAUCUGUGUCAGCGCUGUACAAUUAGUAACAAAACUACCCUCUUUUUGUACUUCAGAUAUGUUCUUAAAUGAUUGAGGAACCUAGGCUGAAAUUAGUAUGCUGGAUUAGUGCCUUUGUAAGGAAUCUAGGCCCAUUGCACUUUAAUUCCUCGCAAUUUCUUUGUUUGUGUGUCACCUCUUUGGCUAUGAUCAAGCAACCAAAGUCUUCUGUUGAACAAAAUCAAGCAAAAGCUUGGAUUGAGUGCCCUUUUACCAUGUGUUGUCAUUUUCAUAUAUACUGUCUCUUGCUGCUAUUCUCUGGGCUGUGUGGAAGCACAUGAAUGGUACUCCCCCUGUAAAGAAAUAUAAGAUCACUCCUUUAGUGAUCUAAACGCUCUUAUAUUUCUUUACGGAGGGAGUAGUAUUGUUUUUAAUGGUGCCGUUUGGAUGUCUGAAAAUGGCGCUGGCGCCUGCUCCUCAAGGAUCACAUGUUGAAGAAGAUGGAUCUCCUCUGUCUACAUCUCCAAAACCUGCUGCCAAGAUUGGGUGGACCAAAUCCCCCUGUGCUCAAGUCCAGGAGAGAGGCUGACCAUGUUUUGAUCCUUGUAACAUUUGUUCAACUAGUGUGAGGUUAUAGAGGUUUUAUUCUCUUUUCUAUUACUGAUGUAUUAUGUAUCGAACCUGAUGUUUUUGGGCUUCUUUCUGCUGAAGUAAUGGAGCUCCUCCCUGUUGAUCUAACAAAUA